AUGGAGCAGGACGCCCAGGGGCAGCUGCCGCCCCUCCGACCUGCGGCCCUCGCUGUCGUCCCUGAGGCGGGCGACGAGCAGCCGCGCGGCCUGAGGAUCGUCGAGCAGAAGAAGAUCGAGGAGCACGAGGUCGAGAUGUACAAGGAGCAGGACCGCUACCUCCCGAUCGCCAACGUCGGGCGCAUCAUGAAGAAGUGCCUCCCCGAGACGACCAAGGUGUCGAAGGACGCCAAGGAGUGCGUGCAGGAGUGCACGUCCGAGUUCAUCAGCUUCAUCACGUCCGAGGCGGCCGAGCGGUGCGCGGUCGAGAAGCGCAAGACGAUCAACGGCGAGGACAUCUUGUUCGCCAUGUCGACGCUCGGGUUCGAGAUGUACGCCGAAGUCAUGAAGAUCUACCUCGCCAAGUACCGCGAGCACCAGCGCUCGAUUGGCAAGCGCGCGCAGAAGCGCGGCGGCGGCGCAAAGGCCAGUGCGGCUGCAGCGAGCGCGAGCGCCCUGCCGGGCCUUGUCGUCGGCGGCGAGGGCGACGAUGCGGGCGACGACGAUGAGGAGGGCGACGGCGAGGGCUACGCCGAGUCGGAGGGAGACAUGGAGUGAGCUGUGCCGGUGCGGCGUGCCGUCUGUCGUCGUCGAGGUCCGCUUUCUCUUCCGCUUGCCUCAAAUGUACACUCUUGCACUCUUGCCUCUUCUCUCUGUGCCUGUGCAACCCGAUGCCGUCGAUACCGACC
Molecule: messenger RNA, 728 nt
Organism: Rhodotorula graminis WP1
Lineage: Eukaryota; Fungi; Basidiomycota; Microbotryomycetes; Sporidiobolales; Sporidiobolaceae
Exons: 3
Coding region: 1-597 (198 amino acids)
Biological process (GO): regulation of transcription by RNA polymerase II
Cellular component (GO): CCAAT-binding factor complex
Molecular function (GO): RNA polymerase II cis-regulatory region sequence-specific DNA binding; DNA-binding transcription activator activity, RNA polymerase II-specific; protein heterodimerization activity
Source: RefSeq, a predicted model, not a curated record